Malaya genurostris is the source of this 1116-nucleotide messenger RNA. It is a transcript of the gene RFeSP, whose product is annotated as cytochrome b-c1 complex subunit Rieske, mitochondrial. Gene Ontology annotation, biological process: mitochondrial electron transport, ubiquinol to cytochrome c. Lineage: Eukaryota; Metazoa; Arthropoda; Insecta; Diptera; Culicidae. Gene Ontology annotation, cellular component: membrane. The record is from RefSeq and is a predicted model, not a curated record. Bases 118 to 918 code for a protein of 266 amino acids. Gene Ontology annotation, molecular function: quinol-cytochrome-c reductase activity; 2 iron, 2 sulfur cluster binding. The transcript is spliced from 4 exons.
AUAAUCAUUUGAAUAGAUUUUCGUCUUCGCAGUGCAAGAGUGUGCACCAGUUUUUGUCGUCUAGUGCGAAAAUAAGAUCCCGAAAAAAGUCUAUCAUCGCACCGAACUCCAGUCAGAAUGAUCGGGAAUCUAGCGAAAUUGUCCUACGUACGCGGAGUUUCCCAAUCAGUUGCCAGUGGUAUCAAGGCAGCUGCCGUACCCGUGAAAGUAGUUUCGGAGCCAACAGUCGCAGGUCCGACUCCUAUUGUUGCAAGCUCCCCGCUCUGUGAUCUGCCACGGAAUGUUGUCCGGGCAGUGUCCGGAGUUGCAGCUAUUGGGCAAAUUCGAUUGGCUCACACCGAUAUCCAGGUACCGGAUUUCUCCGAUUAUCGCCGCGAUGCAGUGAAGCGACCGAAUGCUAAGAACAAUUCGUCUGAUGAUCGUGCUGCGUUCACUUAUCUAAUGGUAGGAGGUGCCGUCGUGAGCACCGCUUAUGUUGCCAAAUCAAUGGUGGCAACUUUCGUAUCAUCGAUGAGUGCUUCGGCGGAUGUUUUAGCCAUGGCUAAAAUCGAAGUUAAGCUUUCCGAUAUCCCAGAGGGCAAAUCAGUUACUUUCAAAUGGCGUGGAAAACCAUUGUUUAUUCGGCACCGUACCCCGGCUGAAAUUUCUGCUGAACAGUCAGUCAAUACAGGAACUCUCCGGGAUCCACAAUCGGAUGCAGAUCGCGUUAAAAAUCCAGAAUGGCUAGUGGUCAUCGGUGUUUGCACUCAUCUUGGAUGCGUCCCAAUUGCAAACGCGGGCGAUUUCGGUGGAUAUUACUGUCCUUGCCAUGGAUCCCAUUACGAUGCAUCCGGUCGUAUUCGGAAGGGUCCAGCUCCACUGAAUCUGGAAGUCCCGCACUAUGAAUUCCCAGAAGAUGGUCUUGUUGUUGUUGGUUAAGCAAGUGAGUCUAUCAAACGAUUGCGGUUGAAUAAAGACUAGUAGAUGGAAAAGCUCUUUUUGCAAGUUAUACGCUGAUAUGUUUGAUAGACAAACACUGUUGAACUUGUCAGACAUUGAACGCAUUAGAAAAUCAUACUGAAUCGCAAACCAAAAUCAAUGAAAUAUGUAAUAAAGGUCCUAAAUCACUUCAAAUAA